CCCACCGAGUGGCCAAUGAGAGCACGGCAUGCAAAUGAGCAGGUGCGGUGGCGGCCGGCCCGUUGCGGCGGCCCCGGCUCCCGAGAUGUUAGAGUCGCGCUGGGCGGCCGCGGAGCAGACUGCUGGGCUCCGAGAUCCGAGCUCCGCUCUCCCGCCAUGGCCCCCGCUCCGCCCCCCGCCGCCUCCUUCUCGCCCGCCGAGGUCCAGCGGCGCCUGGCGGCCGGCGCCUGCUGGGUCCGCCGCGGGGCCAGCCUCUACGACCUCACCGGCUUCGUGCGGCACCAUCCGGGGGGCGAGCAGCUGCUGCGGGCGCGGGCUGGCCAGGACAUCAGUGCCGACCUGGAUGGACCACCUCACAGACACUCGGACAACGCCCGCCGCUGGCUGGAGCAGUACUACGUGGGCGAACUGCGAGUGGACCCUCAGGACCCCACAGAGAAUGGUGCUGUAGCCUCUGCAGACACUCAGAAGACAGACCCUGCUAUGGAGCCACAAUUCAAAGUGGUGGACUGGGACAAGGACCUGGUGGACUGGCAAAAGCCUCUGCUGUGGCAGGUGGGCCACUUGGGAGAGAAAUACGAUGAGUGGGUUCACCAGCCAGUGGCCAGGCCCAUCCGCCUCUUCCACUCUGACCUCAUCGAGGCUUUCUCCAAGACUGUCUGGUAUAGUGUCCCCAUCAUCUGGGUGCCCCUGGUGCUGUACCUCAGCUGGUCCUACUACCGAACCCUCAGUCAGGACAACAUCCGGCUCUUCGCAUCAUUCACAACAGAUUAUUCAGUGGCGGUGCCCAAGUCCAUGUUUGCAGGCCUCUUUGUUUUAGGCAUGCUCUUCUGGACCCUUGUGGAGUACCUCAUCCACCGUUUUCUGUUCCAUAUGAAGCCCCCCAGCGACAGCCAUUACCUCAUUAUGCUGCACUUUGUCAUGCAUGGCCAACACCACAAGGCACCCUUUGAUGGCUCCCGCCUGGUCUUCCCCCCAGUGCCAGCCUCUUUGGUGAUUGCCUUCUUCUAUGUGUUCCUGCGGCUCAUCCUGCCUGAGGCCGUGGCAGGCAUCAUCUUUGCAGGGGGUCUCCUGGGCUAUGUCCUCUAUGACAUGACCCAUUACUACCUGCACUUUGGCUCACCGCACAAGGGCUCAUACCUGUACAACAUGAAGGCCCACCAUGUCAAGCAUCACUUCGAAUACCAGAAAUCAGGGUUUGGCAUCAGCACUAAAUUGUGGGAUUACUUUUUCCACACCCUCAUACCAGAGGAAUCCCACCCGAAGAUGCAGUGACAACCCCUAGACCCUCUCUUCUACCCUCAGUCUAGCUCUGGCCCCUGCACCCUGUCCUACCCCCGCCUCCAUCCAGACCCUGCUGAGAUCAGGUUUGCCAGGCAGGAUGGGCUCUGUCUAGCCCUGGGGCUUGGUGGAGAUCUUAAGGCAGGACUUCCCUUCUGGCUUACUGUGUGAGGACAGCAUCCUCUUGACAGCCAAGUGGCCCUUGGGGACUGGCUCAUUCUCAGAAAAUUAGACCUCCCCAUUGGCACUCCUGCCUAAGCUUCAGCCCUCAGUACUGAUUCAGGGUCCAGACAAUGGUCCCAAGGGGCAUGACGGAAACUGACCCCACCUGUGCCUUAGAAUCCUGGGUCCCUGGGAGCUCCCACAUGCAGUAAAGGGACCAGUGUCACAGCAGAAGCAUGGUGUGCAGGCCUGUGACCACAUCUUACUCUCCUGCCCUUUUUUGAAAGAGUUUGAUGGUUCAGAAGUGAAUGAAGGGCUAUCCCAAGAAGAGACAGCACGAUGCCUCUCACAGGCCACUCCAAGACCCCAGCUUAGCCACUCUGGACCCUGCCAACCACAGAUAGCAGCUGUGCUACCAGCUGCCUCCGUGGAAGUAAUCUGGCACUUGUCUACCUGGGUAGAAAGUCUGAGGCUGGCUGGCAUCCUUUGCAAUGCUGCCAAGAGCUCUGACCCUUGUCUUUGAGAAUUACCAGCUGCUUUCUCCAUCUCUCCUCUGCCCCCAAAACCACAAAACUGCCCCUCAAAGGGGGCUGAAGAGGUCUCUGCAUCGGUAAGAGUCCCACCCCAGCCUUAGCCAUUCUUGGCUCUCCACCUAUACAGGUGGAUGCCUGCCCCAACUCAGGACCCUCCCAGCAGUGCCUCCUGAAGCCAAGAAGGGGCUUUCAUGUGGUGCCUUAUCACUUUCCCCUCCCUGAGAUCGUUCUUCCUUGUAACCAGAGCCCUCACUGCUUCUGAAGUCUUAUUUAUAAAUUACAUAAAUAUUCUUAAUCUGACCCCAAAUGAAGUAGCUGGUCAGAUGGCCCUUUCUAAUCCUAUAUGUUGAGCUUAUGUAAGAAAAAAAAAUCAUCUUGCCUUCCUUUUUGUUCCUUUCUUACCCACAAGCCAUUACUACUUGAAACUAGUCAAAAGACUAAAGAGAAGCAGUGUGACUGGUCCUGUGAUUUGUACUGUUUACGGUGAAGCUAUCUAGAGAUUUUGAGAUAAAUAUACAAACUGUGGUUGUGAAAUAAAGAUGUAAAUAAAUUGUAUAUUUUGAAAAAUAAAACAUUGAGAAGAAACCAACAAA
Messenger RNA from Phodopus roborovskii (desert hamster), 2569 nucleotides. It is a transcript of the gene Fa2h, whose product is annotated as fatty acid 2-hydroxylase. The transcript is spliced from 7 exons. The record is from RefSeq and is a predicted model, not a curated record. Lineage: Eukaryota; Metazoa; Chordata; Mammalia; Rodentia; Cricetidae. The coding region runs from base 16 to 1275 and encodes 419 amino acids. Gene Ontology annotation, cellular component: endoplasmic reticulum; membrane. Gene Ontology annotation, biological process: fatty acid metabolic process; lipid biosynthetic process. Gene Ontology annotation, molecular function: iron ion binding; fatty acid 2-hydroxylase activity; heme binding.